Messenger RNA from Ogataea angusta, 327 nucleotides. RefSeq lists its product as uncharacterized. The record is from RefSeq and is a predicted model, not a curated record. Gene Ontology annotation, molecular function: protein kinase activator activity; structural constituent of ribosome; ribonucleoprotein complex binding. NCBI's taxonomy places the organism in Eukaryota, Fungi, Ascomycota, Pichiomycetes, Pichiales, Pichiaceae. The transcript has a single exon. Gene Ontology annotation, cellular component: cytosolic large ribosomal subunit; ribosome. The coding region runs from base 1 to 327 and encodes 108 amino acids. Gene Ontology annotation, biological process: cytoplasmic translation; translational elongation.
AUGUCCACCGAAUCUGCCCUUUCAUACGCUGCCAUCAUCCUUGCUGACUCUGAUGUCGAAAUCAACCCUGAAAACCUUCUGAAACUGACCUCUGGUGCCAACAUCGAGAUCGACAACAUCUGGGCUUCCAUCUACGCUAAGGCUCUUGAUGGCCAGGACUUGAAGUCUCUCUUGACCAACUUCAACAUCAGCGCCGCUCCUGCUGCUGCUGCUGCUCCAGGUGCUACUAGUGGUGGUGCCGCUGACGCUGCUGCUGAGGAGGAGAAGGAGGCCUCUGCUGCUGAGGAAGAGGAAGACGACGACAUGGGAUUCGGUUUGUUUGACUAA